This is a messenger RNA of Larimichthys crocea (large yellow croaker), 5348 nucleotides long. RefSeq names its product myelin transcription factor 1b (gene myt1b). Lineage: Eukaryota; Metazoa; Chordata; Actinopteri; Sciaenidae. Gene Ontology annotation, molecular function: RNA polymerase II cis-regulatory region sequence-specific DNA binding; zinc ion binding; DNA-binding transcription factor activity, RNA polymerase II-specific. Gene Ontology annotation, biological process: regulation of transcription by RNA polymerase II. The transcript is spliced from 23 exons. Bases 433 to 4269 code for a protein of 1278 amino acids. Gene Ontology annotation, cellular component: nucleus. The record is from RefSeq and is a predicted model, not a curated record.
CAAUAUUACGUUUUUUUUUUCUCGCUGACAAAGGCAAAUGAAGCCAUGUUUUUGCUUACAAACAAGUAACAUCUUAACGCCUCGAUCCGGAGCCGUGCGCCGGUGCGCUGUGGAGGAGAGGCCGCCCCGGACAAACCUUCGCUCGCUCGCUUGCGCUUUAUUAUUGAUCACAUCUGGACAUUUGUAACGGGAUAGAUGAUCGGUUUUCCCUCCCCAACAUUUACUCGGGAUAUCUUUUUUUAAGCAAACUACUUUGGCAGCGAGCUGCAACUCUCAAAACACAACAAGGACACCGCGCCAAAGCCCGACGGAAACAUUAUUAAUCCAGAAAAUGAGUUCCGGGGUGAGCUGGUGAACCAGCGGUGGACACGAGGCGAGAGGACCAGCAGCCGCUGUCAGGCCUCCCAGAGACUGCAGAGCCGUCGACCAAUCAUGAUGAGUGUGGAGGGUGAUGACAAGCGAACACGCACUCGGUCCAAAGGAAUCAGAGUUCCUAUUGAGCUCGUAGGACAAGAGCUGAGCUGCCCCACCCCUGGAUGCAAUGGCUCUGGCCAUAUCAGUGGGAGAUACUCACGACACAGAAGUGUUCUGGGUUGCCCAAUAGCAAGAAAGCGUCGUCUAGAGGAAGCCGAGCAGGAGCAAGAGCAGGAUACAGAGCGGCCUGCCUCCAAGAGGAAGGCCCACCCACUGAAACUGGCCCUGGACGAGGGCUUCAGUGCAGAAAGCGACGCCAGCAGUGAGGCUGAGGGCGAGGGAGACAAGGAUGAGGAGCGUGCAGGAGAGACCAGGGAGGUGGAGAAGGAGGAGAGGGAGGCAUCUGUAGAGGAGGAGAUGACAGAAGACCUGACGCAGGAUGGACAGAUGAAUGGACAGGAGGACGAUGCACAGCAGGAGGAAGAGGAGAGAGAAGAAGAAGAGACAUAUCAGAAGGAGGAGAACACGUUUGCAGCUGAUGAAGAAGAAGAGUGUGUGAUCAUUGAGCCUGAGCAAGAAGCAGCGCCACCUGCUGCCGAGUGCCAGUCUCCCUCUCAAAGCGCCGAAGAGGUGGCCAACUCGCUCCUCCAUCUUGGCCGAGUCUCCAACAACAAUGCUCCAACUGUGGCCACUCAGCAGCCUGUUGCUAUGGAGACUGAGGAGGUUGUCACCGUGGCAGCUGAACAGGGUGAAGAAGCAAAGGAUGAGCAGGAGGAGGACAAUGAGGGGGAAGAGGAAGAGGAGGAGGUUAUGCACAGAGUUCAAGUUCUGGAAGAGACGGCCGCUGUGCAGAAGGAAGGAGCUGAAGUAGAAGAAGAGGAGUUGGAGGAUGAGCAAGAAGAGUGCCCGGUCAGCAACCACGAGAGCCAGGAGAACCACCGUCAUGUGACCGAAGAUGUCCACCAGAAACAGAUCAAAGAUGUAGAGGAGGAGGAGGAGGAAGAGAUGGCAGCGCCAGCACAGCGGGUCACUCCAACAGAAGAAGAGGAUGAGGAGAAGGACGAGGAAGACCGCAGGGAGGUGAACCACAUCCUGCCCAUUUCUGAUGUGCCAACUGCCAUCCGCACCAUCACCAGCACCGCCGCAGCUCAGGGAACACACAUCGAAGCUCAAGACCACAGAGCCAGUCCUCAGGAGGACUACAAAUCACACAGGGGUAGUCCCCUCGGAAACUACAACACCAACAGAGCCAGUCCACUUGACAAAUAUGACUCUCAUAAACGUAGCCCACCUCAGAACUACAAGGCCAGUCCUCCUUUAAGUUACAGCUCCCACAGGGCCAGUCCACUUGAGGACUACUUUCCCAACAUUCGAGGUGAGAACUAUAAAAUCCACAAAGCCUCGUCCUCGGCCUCUCCCGACAUCAUCGAGGUGAGAUCGGAUAAGUCAGAGGAGAAAGACUUCGAUGACAUGGACGGGGAUGAUGAGCGCGACGAUGAAGACAGCCUGUCGCAGCGCUCCACGGUGACGGACGAGUCAGAGAUGUUCGACAUAACCCGAGGGAACCUUGGCCUGCUGGAGCAGGCCAUCGCCUUGAAGGCAGAGCAGGUGAAGCCGGCUGGGCCCAGAGAGCUGCUUUGUGCCCCAGAUAUCCACCACCAGCGAUACUUUACCAUGGAUGACAGGCCCAAGCACCUGGACAUCAUCCGCAAGAGCUACUUCAGCAAAGAGAGCAGUAGGCCAGAGAAGAGGGAGAUCAAGUGUCCCACCCCAGGUUGUGAUGGGACGGGUCACGUGACCGGUCUUUACCCCCACCACCGCAGCCUGUCAGGCUGUCCGCACAAGGACAGGAUCCCCCCGGAGAUUCUGGCCAUGCAUGAGAAUGUGCUGAAGUGUCCAACUCCUGGCUGCACUGGUCAGGGCCAUGUUAACAGCAACCGUAACACACACCGCAGUCUUUCUGGAUGCCCCAUUGCUGCUGCAGAGAAGCUGUCCAAGGGCCACGAUAAGCCACAUCUCUCUCAGCCAGGCAGCGAGCACCUCAAUGACAGAGUGCUGCGGCCUAUGUGCUUUGUGAAGCAGCUGGAGGUGCCCCAGUAUGGCAGCUACAGGCCCAACAUGGCACCCGCCACGCCUCGCGCCAACCUGGCCAAGGAGCUGGAGAAGUACUCCAAGGUGUCCUUCGAUUAUGCAAGCUUUGACGCUCAAGUGUUCGGGAAGCGCAUGCUUGCUCCAAAGAUGCCCACCAGCGAAACCUCACCCAAAGCCUUCAAAACUAAGCCCUCAUUCCCCAAGUCAUCAUCGCCCACCCUCAGUCUCCACGGUUACGGGAAGAGCUCCUCCUUGCCCUAUGACUACUCCCAUGAUGCAGAGGCCGCUCACAUGGCCGCCACUGCCAUCCUGAACCUGUCCACACGCUGCUGGGAGAAACCUGAAAACCUCAGCACCAAACUCCAAAACAAGGAAAUGGACAUCGAGGUGGACGAGAACGGCACCCUGGACCUGAGCAUGAAGAAGCCCAUCAAACACGAGGGCAGUCUGUCCGGCACCAGUCCCGGGGUUCGAUCCCCGGACCCUUCUUCCUCUUCUUCCUCGCUCCAUCACGGUGGAAGCAGCGGGAUGACAUCACCAAACCUUCACGCAUACAAGCAGGAGGAGUGGGAGGGACCUCUGGAUUACACCAAACCCAACCGCCAAAGGGAGGAGGAAAUGGACGAGAUGGAGCACACAGGCCAGUCGUUCGUCUCAUCCGACCCAGAGGACUGCGACAUGAUGCAGGACUGUCUGGAGGAGAGGAAGUACCCGGGAGAGGUUACAACCCCGAGCUUCAAGGUCAAGUUCCAGCCCAAGGAUAGCAAGAAAGAGCUGCUCUCGUGCCCUACACCUGGAUGUGAUGGCAGCGGUCACAUCACUGGAAACUAUGCGUCCCAUCGCAGUCUGUCUGGGUGUCCUCUCGCUGAUAAGAGCCUUCGGUCCCUCAUGGCGGCCCACACCCCUGAACUCAAAUGCCCCACACCAGGAUGUGACGGCUCAGGUCACAUCACAGGAAACUACGCCUCCCACAGAAGUCUCUCUGGGUGCCCGCGUGCCAAGAAAAGUGGAAUUAAAACUCCUACCAAGGACAACCAGGAGGACUCCGAGCUUUUAAAAUGCCCGGUGCCGGGCUGCGACAGCUUGGGUCACAUCAGUGGGAAGUACGCCACACACCGUAGUGCCUACGGGUGCCCGCUGGCGGCCCGCAGACAGAAGGAGGGUCUCCUUAAUGGCACACCAUUCAACUGGAAGGCCUUCAAGACAGAGGGGCCUACUUGUCCCACCCCAGGUUGUGACGGCUCCGGACACGCUAACGGAAGCUUCCUCACACACCGCAGCCUCUCAGGAUGCCCCAGAGCCUUGUAUGCCAAGAAGAAGGCCAAGUUCCCCACAGAGGACUACCUAAGCACCAAGUUCAGAGCCAGUGAUGUUUUAGACAACGAUGAGGACAUCAAGCAGCUCAACAAAGAGAUUAACGACCUCAAUGAAUCCAACAAUGAAAUGGAGGCUGACAUGGUCAACCUGCAGACUCAGAUCUCCUCCAUGGAGAAGAACCUGAAGAGUAUUGAGCACGAGAACAAGAUGAUCGAGGAGCAGAACGAGGCUCUGUUCAUGGAGCUGUCCGGUCUCAGCCGUGCCCUGAUCCGCAGCCUGGCCAAUAUACGCCUGCCACACAUGCAGGAGCCAAUCACCGAGCAGAACUUCGACAGCUACAUAAGCACCCUGACUGACAUGUACACCAACAAGGACUGCUUCCAGAGCCCUGAGAACAAGGCUCUGCUGGAGAGCAUCAACAAAGCUGUGAAGGGCAUCAAAGUCUGAGGCUCAACACAUAGACAACACACACACACACGGAGAGAAACCCAAACUGUCCUGAAGCGCAGGAGCGUGACGGAGGUGAAGAUGGAAGGGCGGUGAGAUGAAGGAGAGGUGUUGAAAUACUCUACAAUAUAUUGAAAUAUGAUUCAAAAACAAAAAGGGAAUUCAGGUUAUUUAAAUAAACGGCAACUUUAAAAAAAAAACUAAAAAAAAACUCAACCCAGGGAGCACUCUGUGAGAAGAAAAGUGACGCGGACCAAAAUCCACACCAUGCUGCUGCUGCUGGGAUCAGGAAGACAGAACAGAUCCUUCAGUCAGAAUGGAUGGAAGAGAAGAAUAAUGUUACUAGCAACUGUAUCUGGGGUUUUAAAAUUCUGUAUGUUUACCUGUUGUCUCUUUUGUGUCCUCGGCUGUUUUUGCAGAGGCUUUCACUGUUGCUCUGUCGAUCAGUUUUUUCCGCGCUCCACAUUGACUGAAAUGUGGAGGAGUGUAAACACGGGACUGAGGACACAGAUGAGUUGAGGACUCUCAGUGCUGUCCUGUAGCAUUAUACUGUGGCAAGCGUGUGUGUGUGUGUUCACCGGCUCCACACACACACACACACACAACACACACACACACAUACACCGGCAAUAUGAAGCAUGCACUAAGUUUGUGUUUGCUUUGUGGUAUUACUGCGGCAAAGAUGUCAACAGUGCAAUGUUGACUGAGUUUAGUGAGGGGAAAAAAUUCUUCAAGCAAGGUUAUGAGACAGAUCCAGGAACAGUGAAGGUUGUUUGUUUGUCAUGGGGUGGCUGACAUCAUGAUUUAAAAAGCAGCAGAUAAAUCCUUUUUUCCCCUUUUUAAAAAAAACAAACUGAAAUGAUGAUAGUGAUAGUGUGCACACAUUUCAAAUUCAGUUAGUCAUAUCAAUAGUAUUUAUCAACAUAGGAAUUGCACUUCAUUUCCAUGAAUAGUUUUGUGGUACAAUAAUUAUUGUUAUAUAUGAAUUAUUUAAACUUGUGAACUUUUAAAUUGUAACUUAUUGCCAUUUAUGUUAUUGAGGUUUAUUUAUUUGAAGCAAUCUAUUUAUUACCUUUGUU